Molecule: messenger RNA, 1648 nt
Organism: Mustela lutreola (European mink)
Lineage: Eukaryota; Metazoa; Chordata; Mammalia; Carnivora; Mustelidae
Exons: 3
Coding region: 383-1648 (421 amino acids)
Source: RefSeq, a predicted model, not a curated record
UUCACCUUUGUUUUCUUAUGUGUACAACAAGGGGGUGGAACAAGGUAGAGGUGGUAUCAACAAUUAGGGUGCUAAAAGCUUCUUUAUCUCUGCUCCCAGCUUCCCAGUGGGAAGAAAAUCUUAGGAUGAGCUGCUCCGAAGCUAAUGGGACACAGUGAGUAGAGUUGACCUUCACUAUCUAUUCCUCCUCUCUUCAGCUUACUCUACUGAUAAGCUCUGUAGGAGUGAAGAGAAAGGUACCUAGUACUGUUUUACUUCCUUCAGAAUGAUAGCUGUUCCUUUUCUAAGUCAAGUCACUAUUCUUACUGGUUUCCUUACUAGUACUUUAAUAUCACUUCAGUGACAUUGACCUACUCUUGUAUCCAGAUUUUCAGGUCUCCCUAUGGGAUGGGCCCAGGAGUACGCAUUCUGGUCAAUGGAGAGAAGUCUUCAACAGAUCUUCCAACAUCUGGAAUGUGCAAGAUCAGCUCUUAAGGAAUUCUGUUUGCCUGAAUCACAGGAUACCAUUUCUUCCUCCACCUCCUCUGUGCUUGUGCCUCAGGAGCCUGUUCUACCCUGUUGUGGCUGUAAGAAGGCAAAACAUUCUCCUAAGGACAGCAGCUCCUCCGGAUCAUUAUGCAGCAACUCCAGCCUGUCCCACCUUCCCGUCUUUUCUAAAGGAACAACCCGGCAAAUCCGGAGCCAUAGUUUACCUAUUUUACCCAGAAACCAGUCUUCCAUGUUCAGGAACCAGGGCACAGCCCUGCCUCCUUUUCAGCUCUCAGAGUUUGGGAAAUCAGAACUUUUACAGAAUUUGGCAGCUCUUUCACCCUUAAGAUCCCAAAACUCUUUGAUCAACUCUGUGUUCGAAUCCCCAGAUCUCUGCCAACAAGAAAAAACAAAGAGUGGGGGAGAGAGCAAGAGUCAUUUGACAUUGGAUCGUGGGCCAGAUUUUAUUUUCACCAAGGCAAGACCACGGUUCUCGGGGUGGGCUCCAAUCCUGCUCUCUCCUUUGGCUCGGUGGGAGUUAGAGGGACAUAUGGCUUGGAAGGUUUAUACUUUGAGGGAACAAACAGUGCCUCUGCCGGUGAGGGAGUCAUGGGCAAUGCUGAAUUAUUUAACUGAGGCACAAGGAGGAGUUCCCGAAGCACAGAAACCUCAAAUCCAGGUAUCUAUGCCUAUUCAUCAAAGCACUGAACAAAGUCUCUACAAUAAAUUCCCAAACUGUCCAUCAUUUCAGCUCCAUGUGAAUAUUGGAGUGGAAUCUGGAUUAAAUCGAACAGAAACAAAAAUUUCACAGUCACUUAUCCCAGGUAAGCAGUCACAACUUGGGGAUGGCCCGCAAAUCCUUGAAUCCAGGCCCUUAGCUACAUCAUUGGGCACUCCGCUUCCCAAAAGUUUAGGAGCUGACGUAAUUCCAGAGAAGACCACUGGACUGCAGGAGCAGCCAAAACACGUUCUAGAACUUAAUAUAGAACAGAGGGUCCUAGGUCCUCUGGAAAAAGGGAUUCAGCAGCAUAAGCACAAAGACUACAGCAUCAACCCCAGGGCUACCUCAUCAAGUCAUGGAAUCUCCAAGUUUGACCCCAUGGCAUCAGAUCUUAGCAUCUUCCGAGAUGAGUCCAAGGCAAAGCCAUCAAAUGAUGGAAACUAUGGGGUCAGCUUCUGA